CUUUCUUGUUUAAAAUUAUCGAUCUUAUAUUAUAUAAAUACAUUAUUAAUGAACCACUGUUUAUAGGCUAAAACCCUCCCUAAGACCUUCGAAAGAGUUGUCUCCAAUUCUCCGAUUUACAGAGGAAAGAGAAAAUUAAAUUAAAGUUGCUCAAAAAUGGCGAGAAUUGGAUUAACCUACUUGAUCCGUUCUCAAGCGACUCAACUCAUUUCCAGAAAUGUUUCUUCAGUUUCAGGUUAUAACAGCAUUAGGUCAGAAGCACCAAGACUAUACCCAAAUGCAGAAUUAUAUUCUAGCUCUUCUAUUCUAACUACUUUCCAGAAGAGGUGGGCAUCUCACAGCCCUAAAACACAAGAUGACAACAAGAUCAGCAUUGGACCACGUAAAGGGCUAGAAGCUGGUGAAGAUGGCAAGGAUGCUGGGGUGGCCUAUUAUGGUCCAAUUUCAUCCACUAUCAGGAAAGUGAAGCUUCUCUCCCUUUCCACCUGCUGCCUAUCUGUAUCUUUGGGGCCUGUGAUAACCUUUAUGACAUCCCCGGAAAUGAAUGUGAUCUUGAAAGGUGGUGUUGCAGCUUCUGUCAUGUUCUUCAGUGCUACUACCACUGCUGUCCUUCACUGGUUUGUGAGCCCUUACAUUCAUAAGAUCAGGUGGCAACCUGGUUCUGAUACCUUUGAGGCAGAAAUGAUGUCGUGGUUGGCUACCCCAAUAACCAAGACUAUAAAAUUUUCUGAUAUAAGGGUCGCAGAGACCAACAGGCCGUUCGUGACGUUCAAAGCUAACGAAACCUUCUAUUUCGUGGAUGCAGACCACUGCCCAAACAAAGCUUUGCUUGCCAAAUUGACUCCGCAGAAAUCUACUCAUGACUCUGCCUUCAAGAACUUGUGAUUGAACAAUUGCCCAACGGAGAUUCUGUAGUAUACUAUCUCCUUAAGUUGGUUUCUUUUAACACUUCUUAGUCUACAGUGACUUUUUUUAAGUGAGUCAAACAUUGAAUUGCCUGACAGAUGAAAACACAAUGUCCUGAGGUUUUUGUCUAUUAUAAGUGAAAUAAUGCGCUUGUUUAUGAUGUUGGAAGUGCAUUGCAAUA
Molecule: messenger RNA, 1087 nt
Organism: Chenopodium quinoa (quinoa)
Lineage: Eukaryota; Viridiplantae; Streptophyta; Magnoliopsida; Caryophyllales; Amaranthaceae
Exons: 2
Coding region: 157-885 (242 amino acids)
Biological process (GO): mitochondrial proton-transporting ATP synthase complex assembly
Cellular component (GO): mitochondrial membrane
Source: RefSeq, a predicted model, not a curated record